UAUUGUAUCAAUCAAUGGCUUCGAAGCAGAGCUUCUUCCACGACAGCAGAAUUUGAGACUUCAUAUUCUGUUGUGAUUCUUGUUAUAUUUAUUGAAGUUUAUAACCUUUUAUUUACUUUUGUGUCGCAUCCACAAUGGGUUGCAUGUGUGGUAAAGAGUCUCUGUCCAUAGAUGACCGGAGAUUUUUCAUAAGACAGCGGCUAGGAGAAGGAGGUUUCAGCUACGUUGAUUUGGUAGAAGAUGCUGUUUCCCACAAGACGUAUGCCCUCAAGAGAAUUCUUUGUCAUUCAAAAGAAGAAGAGCAGAUAGCCCUACAAGAAGUGGAGGUGAUGCGGGCAGUAGCUCAUCCCAAUGUCAUCCCACUGGAGUGUCACUCCUUCCAUAAAGUCGGGCAAUAUUCUAAAGCAGUUGAUAUAACCUGUGAAGUCUUCCUAGUUAUACCACUGUAUAGGAGAGGUACCCUUCAAGAUCGAAUAGACACCCUGAAAUUAAAGAAAGAAAAAUUUACAGAAGAUGAAAUCUGGAAGCUCAUGCUUGGCAUUUGCAAAGGGAUCAAAGCAUUACAUGAUCAUAAUCCCCCAUAUGCACACAGAGACAUCAAACCUGACAACGUGAUGACUCACGAUGAUGGCACUCCUGUUGUCAUGGACUUGGGAUCAGCAGCCCCAGCUCGUAUGGAGAUUCAUACUGCACGACAAGCUACCUCUUUGCAGGAUACUGCAGCAGAAAGGUGCUCCAUGUUGUAUAGAGCCCCCGAACUCUUCACUGUGGAAACAAACUCCUCAAUCGAUGAAAGAACAGACAUCUGGUCAUUAGGUUGUGUGCUGUAUGCCCUUGCAUAUCUCGAGUCUCCAUUUGAAAGUGCCUACCAGAGAGGAGAUAGUUUAGCCCUUGCCACAAUGGCUGGAAAAAUUAAUUUCCCAGAUUCGUCCGAGUAUUCCUCCAAAAUAAAUGAUAUUAUCCUGUGGAUGCUCAAGUCUGAUCCUCAAGAAAGGCCAUUCAUUGAUCAAGUGCUUGAUAGGCUACACUCUAUCAUCCAUGAGGGAGAAAAUCGUGUAUGAGGUUCCUACAAAUUAAGUGCAUAUUAUAUAUAUAUAUAUAUAUAUAUAAUUUGAUAAUUGUGAUACAUUUUCAGACUGUCAUUUUUGCUUUUCCUUUAUUUAACUAUUUGAAUUUUAAUCUGAUCUGACUAAUAAGUAUCUGCAUAGACUGAAAAUGUUUGCUUUUCUUGGUUUACUCAGGUUGAUGGUGUGUUCUAGAUUGUUAUGUUGUUGCUGCUAUCAGAAUAUUUUUUGUAUUGGUUAGGUUAUUAUUUGCAAUAUGACAGUGCAUCUGGUGAAAUGCAUUUUGCUUAUGAAAUUAAUGUGUUCAUAUACAAUUCAAAAUGAGGCUUUGGUUGUUUUUAUGAAAUAUUUGAAAUGAGGCUUCUGUUUACUGAUGAUACAGUAAGGUCAUUGAAUAUGAGUUUUGUGUCAACAUUUUAUUUAGCAUUUUGAAAAGAAGCCACAGAUAUGAUAAAGUCUACAGACAUGAGUAGAAAUCUAUGUUUGUACUCAAAGUUACUUUUAUCUUCUUCAUCAUUUUGACUGAAUAAAAAUGCUAGUCAUUGAGGCAUGUUUUCUGUUUGUAAUCUUGUCUUCAUCAAGAUCAUUUUAACAUCAUGAGCAACGUUAAAAUAUUGAAAAUAAUCAAAUGUAAUGGAUUUAAAAUUAUGUUAAAAAAUGAGUAGGAAGUGAUAUUUAUUGAUAAGUUUUACCCUCUGAUGUCAGUAAGAUAAUUAGGUUGGUACUCUUGUAAUAUAUGAAUUUGACUAAAGCUCAGAAGACCACAGUUUUCAUUCUUUUUUUUUUUCUUUCGCUUUUGAUGUUGAUAAUUAGUAGCAUUAGGAGUGCAAUAAUUGAAUCGAAACAAAUUUUUGUCAAUGUUCAUGAAACGAUUUUGCUGGAACUUUGAUUAUACCUUACUGUACAAAUUUAGCAAGACUCUAAAUUGCUUGCUGGGCAAUUUUCAUUAAAACUUGAACUUUUCUUAAUAUUUGCAUCAAAUUUUAGAUUUCAACCAAACAACUUAAAAAUGUACCCAGCACAUCUUUGACAUGUGUAGUUUUGAUAUCUCUACACAGCUGUGUCAAGAGCUUGUUUGGUUUAUUUUGCGGAAUGAUCUCAGCAGUCAGUUAUUUGCUAUUGUUUUACUGGUCUGUAUGUUGGUAACCUUUUAAUGUUAACAUCAAAAUCCUCGUACCUGCAAGCAUUUUUAAUCACAAGUUCUGCAUAUUUCAAACUUCUCAUCUGCCCUAGUAUUUGAGAAAUAUUAACUUCAAUUUUCACUUUUUUUUUGGGGGGGGAG
Messenger RNA from Aplysia californica (California sea hare), 2346 nucleotides. RefSeq names its product serine/threonine-protein kinase 16. NCBI's taxonomy places the organism in Eukaryota, Metazoa, Mollusca, Gastropoda, Aplysiida, Aplysiidae. The record is from RefSeq and is a predicted model, not a curated record. Gene Ontology annotation, molecular function: protein serine/threonine kinase activity; ATP binding. Gene Ontology annotation, cellular component: Golgi apparatus; cytoplasm. Gene Ontology annotation, biological process: protein phosphorylation. Bases 135 to 1061 code for a protein of 308 amino acids. The transcript has 7 exons.